GAGCCAUUCCCAGAUUUGCAGACUUUUAAUCUGCCGUGUCUUGGCGCUGCACAAUCAGAUUUCGGUCAAUCAGUUGUCUCAACCGCCGAUUUGGUGAAGGCCUGGCGCAGUCAUUUGGUUGGAAUUGCCCGAUUUGCCGAAGAAGAGAUGGCUCUGAUUGCCAAUCUGAGUGGCACUUGUCCCUCUUCUCGUGAAGCCGGCCAGUCUGCUUGGGUCACCGACUUUCUACCCUCAGAACUCAACAACUACGACGACAAAACAGGUUUUCGGAACUACCAGAAGAUCAGUCCAAAUGCUGUUCCAACACUACCUUCAUCUACCCAACCUCCACUUGUUCUGCGCCCACUGGGCCCAACAAGUGCGGGAGGGUAUAGUUCAUCGUCUGGUGCACUGUCUCAACACAACCGAGUCACCGUCCAUCAACUUUAUCAGGCUUGGUCUGACCUGUUUACGAGCUCGCGUCAUCAGCUGCGUCUGAUUGGUUUGUUGGCCGGGCUGGACAGUCGACUGGACGCGGCGUCCAUGGUGCUCGAGGGCUUGAUGGCGAUGGUGUUGGCAGAGGAGGCGGAGAGCAAGAAGGAAGCGACGAACGUGAUGAUUCCCAUGAGGGCAGCGGGCCGGGAAGAGGCUGUAGCGGACGAGAUCGACGCUUCUGAUAUCAGAAGCCCGUCAGGCAAUUGUCCUCUCGGUCAGCAGUCGGUCUACGACGGGGGCUUGAUGGCGUCAUGGGCGGUCGAGAGAGGAUCCCCGUCAGUCCGAUUCCGGCAGCCCAGAAGAGGGCUCACCACGGAGGCUCCGAGUCUGUCGAUUUGCACAGAGUUCCGCCAAAAUUGGGCCGAGAACUGGAGCGGAACCGAUGCUCAGGAGCAGAUAGUCGCCUGGGCCUUGGCCAACCAAACUGACAGGCUACAGCGCGUCCAGGUAACUCGAUCUUCGCCAAGGGGAAGUCAUGGUUAG
Protopolystoma xenopodis is the source of this 957-nucleotide messenger RNA. NCBI's taxonomy places the organism in Eukaryota, Metazoa, Platyhelminthes, Monogenea, Polystomatidea, Polystomatidae. The record is from the annotation of a GenBank genome assembly.